AUCAAUUUGCUGCAAUGUUUUUUAAUCAUAAUUUUUUUAGAAUGAAACUGUUGUUUUCUCUUUUCCUUGCAGUGUUGGUUGCCGGGGUGUUUUCCUCCCCUAUCGAGAGGAACACUGGCUUUGUCCCAAAUCAGAACCGUGUUCGUCAGAACCAGAUCCAGAACAGAGACAACGAACAGUCUGCUGAGACCACCACGGAAGUCUAUGCUGAAGAGGAUGAGGAUGUGGAGGAGGAGGAGGAGCUAGGCAUUGAAGAAAAUAAAAAUGAGAAGCCUGCCCUUGUUGAGCAGUGGAGAGAGGAGACGGUGGAGGAACACUCCCAAGAUAACUUCGAAAACAACUCUGAGGAAGAGUCUGACGAAGAUCAAGAUUCCUGGCCUCACAGCACUACGGUGAACAAAAGAGUCCAGUCAAACACCGCAACAGAUAAAUUCGGAGACAAAACCUCCAACGAAGAUAAAGUUGACCCUCAUUCCGCUAGCACAAUCACCCGGCAGUACAGACAAGUUAACCCAGUGUUUGCCGGACAGCAGGACGUAUACGAAGACCAGGAAGAGGAGCAGUUCAAUCAGAACCAGCAGUUCAAUCAGAACCAGCAGUUCAAUCAGAACCAGCAGUUCAAUCAGAACCAACAGUUCAAUCAGAACCAGUUCAGCCAGGACAGACAAGUUGAAGAAACAACCUUGUAUUACACUGAAGAUAACUUUGAGUCCCUAAACUAUAAUGAGGGUGAGCAGGAGCAGGAGCAGGAAUAUGAACAGGAGCAAGAGUAUCAGGCAGAGGAGGAGCAAGAACAGCCUCACAGUGGAUUCUUUAAACAGCAAGCACAGAACAGCCCUCAUCAGUUCACCAACCAGAACCAUCAGAACAACAACUAAUACAAAAAAUAAUCUUAUUAAAUAAUAUUAUUUAACUCUAAGACUGUGAAAUUGUGUAAAUAAAUAUAAAAUGUUAAAACGUUUGCUAUAAGUCUUCGCUGUUUAUAUUAAGUAUACAGUGAAACACAUAAAUGUAGAAUAGACCUUCGCUUACUUUU
Molecule: messenger RNA, 1036 nt
Organism: Eurytemora carolleeae
Lineage: Eukaryota; Metazoa; Arthropoda; Copepoda; Calanoida; Temoridae
Product: transcription factor SPT20 homolog
Exons: 2
Coding region: 15-878 (287 amino acids)
Source: RefSeq, a predicted model, not a curated record